AUGAAUCCGCCGAUUGCCCUCUCUUCUUCCCGUCGCUCUCCCUUCCCGUCGUGCUCCCUUCCCGUCGCCCUCCCUUCCCCUCUGCCUCCCUUCCCGUCGCCUUCCCUUCCCGUCGCCUACCCUUCCCGUCGCCCGCGCUUUUGUUCCGUCGCCGUCCGUUCGUCUCGUCGCCCUCCCUUCCGCUCGUCCGCUGCUCUCCCCGUCAAUUCUCUCCCCGUCGCCCACGCGUUCCCUGUCAAUUCACUCUCCGUCGCGCUCGCUUUCCCUGUCAUUUCUCUCUCCGUCGCGCUCUCUUUCCCCGUCAUUUCUCUCUCCGUCGCGCUCUCUAACCCCGUCAUUUCUCUCUCCGUCGCGCUCGCUUUCCCCGUCCCCCUGCCAUCCACUGCUCGUCGACCUCGCCUUCCCUCCCGCCUCCCUUCCCACCUCGCACACAAGUCACCCUACGUAUUCUCCCCCUACUCCCUCUUAUCCCUCCCGCUAAUAAUCGCCUUCCUUCCCCCCCCCCCCUUCCCUGCUUUUCCCGAUCCCCUUCCCUGCUUUCCCCCAUCCCGUGCCCUGCUUUCCCCCCUUCCCUGCCCUGCUUCCCUCCAUCCCCUUCCCUGCUUCCGCAUGUCCCUUGCCUUGCUUUUUCCCAUCCCUCUCCCUGCUUCCCCCCAUCCCCCUCCCUGCUUCCCCCCAUCCCCUUCCCAUGCUCCCCCUAUCCCUUUCCCUGCGUCCUCCCAUCCUCUUCCCUGCUUCCCCCCAUCCCUCUCCCUGCUUCCCCCCAUCCCUCUCCUUGCUUCCCCCCAUCCCCCUCCCUGCUUCCCCCCAUCCCCCUCCCUCUUCCCCCCUUCCCCCCGGCUUCCCCCCAUCCGUAUUUCUGCUUCCCCCCCCCCCUUCUCUGCCCUGCUUCCCCCCAUCCCCUUACGUGCUUCCCCCCAUCCCCUUCCCUGCUUCCCCAUGUCCCCUUACCUGCUUCCCCUUGUCCCCUUACCUACUUCCCCCCCUCCCGUUUCCUUCUUCCCCAUGUCCCCUUCCCUUCUUCCCCAUGUCCCCUUCCCUUCUUCCCCAUGUCCCCUUCCCUGCAUCCCUGCAGGGUCUCCUCGCCCGCCACCCCACUUUGCUCAACCCCGACAUUUCACGCCCUGA
Messenger RNA from Closterium sp. NIES-65, 1128 nucleotides. The record is from the annotation of a GenBank genome assembly. Lineage: Eukaryota; Viridiplantae; Streptophyta; Zygnematophyceae; Desmidiales; Closteriaceae.